UAAAAGUUGAGGUCGCAAAUGGUAGCUGCGGGAGUUUCGAUGAGAAAACUUGAUGGGGAGUGUUUUUAUGAUGUUUAUAUUGAGUGCUUUUGCGAUCGGCAUCGUCGCUGGUCUUCAGAAUGUUACGGAGCCCACGGAAGGCAAUGACGUCACUGAAGCUGUAAAGUCGACAGACAUGGGUCUACUGGUGCCAACAAAGGCUUCGGACCCGCGCGUGCUAGACCAUUUGAAUGUGACUAUACAGGAUCACACUUCUAUGUGGGAUAUGUAUCUUCACCAAUGCUCCUCGUGGAAGCCGAUUAACCAUAUAUUUUUCCAAGUGACGAAUGCCUGUUUUCUGCUCGCGUUUUUGGCGCCACACACUCCCUCUGGUCUGAUAUGGUUAAGAGUAUGUCUGGUGUUAGGUUGUGCAUUUUCUGGUUUCUACGCUUGGGUGGAGUGCAAUUUGGAUGCGGUGAUAUGGGACUGUGCGUUUUUAGUGAUAAACUUUGUGUAUUUAGCUAUGCACUUCUAUUUGCUGCGGCCGAUCAAGUUUCAUAAAGAAAUUGAGGAGGUGUACAUAGCACUGUUCAAGCCUCUACGUGUCUCAAGGCGGCAGUUCCGUCGCGUGUUAAUGUGCAUGCGCAACGUGCGCCAUCUCAAGUGCCAUGAGCUCUACGCGCACGAAAAGGUCACCAAGGUCGACAGCCUAUCCCUUGUGCUGUCUGGCAAGUUGGUGGUGUCACAAAACCAGAGGGCAUUGCACAUAGUGUUCCCGCACCACUUCUUAGACUCGCCAGAGUGGUUCGGUGUCUCCACAGAUGAAUAUUUUCAGGUGUCAAUAAUGGCGAUGGAGGAGUCCCGCGUUCUGGUGUGGCAUCGAGACAAGUUGAAGCUCUCUAUUAUGUCUGAUGCGUUUCUACAGGCAGUCUUCGACCAUAUACUAGGUCGCGAUGUAGUUCAUAAGUUAAUGCAGGUGUCGGAAACUAUGGCUGUCAGCAACGGGCACCUGCCAAAUAAUUACGAAGAAGGGGAAGACAAACCAAUGUUGGUGGUGAAAAAAGCAGGUGAUGGACCUGGGAUCACUGCGUUGCUAAAUCGACAGCUGCAAGCAUCAGACCCGAACGCAUGGCGGCUCGGCCGAAUAGAGGAAACAGACCACGAGACGCCCGUGUGAGGACGCGCGUUGCACGUAGCUGUGCGCCCGCGCAAGCAGAAACGCGGGCGGCGCUAGUGCAAACUACAAAAAUCCAGUCUACGCUGGUACGAACCGGAUAAAAUCAGUUCGAUGACUCUUAGAGAAGUGCUGUGCACGAUUGAGAAGCAGGGUGUCGUUAUUGAAAUGGAUGAUUUUCUUAUUCAAUAAUCUGUCAAUGGAUCAAAUGAAUUUCUUUAGAAUUUUUAGUAAUUAUAAUUAUUUAAAUAUUAAUUGUGAAAGUGUAGUGGUGUUUUACAAACGUGGACGGUUAAAGGCAAGUUUUAAAAUGUUGACGU
Hyposmocoma kahamanoa is the source of this 1473-nucleotide messenger RNA. Its product is annotated as blood vessel epicardial substance-like. The record is from RefSeq and is a predicted model, not a curated record. Lineage: Eukaryota; Metazoa; Arthropoda; Insecta; Lepidoptera; Cosmopterigidae. Gene Ontology annotation, molecular function: cAMP binding. Gene Ontology annotation, cellular component: sarcolemma. The coding region runs from base 53 to 1156 and encodes 367 amino acids. The transcript is spliced from 6 exons.